This is a messenger RNA of Dimorphilus gyrociliatus, 1040 nucleotides long. The record is from the annotation of a GenBank genome assembly. Lineage: Eukaryota; Metazoa; Annelida; Polychaeta; Dinophilidae.
GGCGAUUAAGACUAUUUCGAUUAUAUAGAUUUUCCUUGAAAUUGGAAUAGACCACGUGAAAAAUGAAACCGUUACUACUUCACGGUCACGAAAGAUCUAUUACACAAAUAAAAUAUAAUAGAGAAGGAGAUUUAUUAUUUUCAUCUGCCAAAGAUCAGCAACCCAAUGUUUGGUUUUCUUUAAACGGUGAACGUUUAGGUAGUUUCAAUGGACAUACUGGAGCUGUCUGGUGUAUAGACGUUGAUUGGGAGACUAGCAAGUUCAUGUCCGGUGCAGCAGACAAUUCAUGGAGAUUGUGGGACUGUCAAACUGGUAAACAAUUGGAAAUAUUGGAAACAAAAUCAGCCGUACGAACAUGCGGAUUCUCGUUUAGUGGAAAUUUAGUGUUUUAUUCUAAUGAUCAAGCUAUGAAUCAAACCUGUGAAUUGUCUAUUUAUGAUUUGAGGGAUUCUAAUCAAAUACAGUUUAAUAAGCCUUUUCUAAGAAUACCUAUGCCAGAGAGUAAAAUAACAUCAGCCAUUUGGGGACCUUACGACGAAUUCAUUGUAACAGGACAUGAUGAUGGUACUAUCUCUCAGUGGAAUAUAGCUGACGGUGCAAUUAUAAAUACGGAAAAAGCCCACACUAAACCAAUAAACGAUUUGCAAUCGUCAAAGGACUCGAGUUUGUUAAUUUCUGCUUCAAAAGAUCUUACAGCUAAGUUGUAUGACUUAUCCUCUUUGGAUUUGUUGAAGACUUACAAAACCGAUAGACCUGUUAAUUCCGCAUCGAUAUCUCCAUGUAAACCACAUGUUGUGUUGGGUGGUGGUCAGGAAGCUAGAGACGUAACAACGACUUCUACACGUGUUGGAAAAUUCGAUGCUAAAUUUUAUCACCUAGUUUUUGAAGAAGAAUUCGGUAGAGUGAAAGGACAUUUCGGACCUAUAAAUUCUGUAGCUUUUCACCCUGAUGGUUCAGGAUAUAGCAGUGGAGGAGAAGACGGUUACGUUAGAGUGCACCAGUUUGAUGAUUCUUAUGAGGACAUUACUUUUGAAUGUUAG